CCUGUAAACACUAGGCCAGUGGUUCCCCAGCUCGUCUGCAAAUGACUCAGCUUUCACAACACACUGAAGAACCCUGCAACUCACCUCCGCAGGUGCGGUUCAGUAGCCCUGCAGCUUUGGCAUUUUAAAAGCCCUCCGGUGGUACUAAAUUAUAGACAAAUUGCCAACUACAGAGCAAGACGCUGGGUAAAAGCGCAAUGAGACAGCGAUCAGAAAAUCCCGUUUUACAAAUUAAGAGGCUAAGGCCAGGCUGGUAGGACGCCAAAGCACACUUCCGGUGCCGUAUGUCCUGGGCCUGAGCUCAGGUCCUCACACAGAUGGGGCUUUGUUCGGUUGGGGGUACUGGCCAGGCCAGCCUGCCCGCACCUGACACCUGUUGGCCAGCGGUGCCCCAUCGAUGCGCUCUGCCGCUCGGCUCUUCACGCCUGGUGCCUACCCGUUCGCACCCCUUCCUCCGCCCAGCUGCUUCCCACUUCCAAGAUGGCCGCGAGUGGAGCGGAACAGUUUCCCCUGGGACCAAGAUGACUGAUGGAAACCUUUCUUCCUCAACAAAUGGCAUAGCCUUGCUGGGCAUUCUGGACAACCGACCGGGAAACUCCCUUCAGAACCUGCACCACGAGAGCGGCAGAGCGCCCAGAUCCCUCUUGGUGCCUGAGUACGGGCCCAGGUUGAAACUCGGUGCUGUGGAAGACCGGGACAGCCUUCAGUCGGUGGACUCAGGCAUCCCGACCCUGGAGAUCAGCAACCCUGAGCCUGUGCCCUGCAGCGUGGUGCAUGUGAAGAGGAAGCCGUCGGAGCCCGAGAUUGUCCCGGAGCGGGCCUUCCAGAGCGCGUGCCCGCUGCCGUCCUGUGCACCCCCAGCGGCCACCGGAGCGGAGCGGGAGCAGGCCGUGCGGAAGUCCUCCACCUUCCCCCGCACGGGCUACGACUCAGUCAAGCUCUACAGCCCUACCUCCAAGGCCCUGAGCCGCAGCGAUGAUGUCUCAGUCUGCAGUGUCUCCAGUCUCGGCACGGAGCUGUCCACCACGCUGUCUGUCAGCAAUGAGGACAUCUUGGACCUCAUGGUCACUAGCAGUUCCAGUGCCAUCGUGACCCUGGAGAAUGAUGAUGACCCACAGUUUACUGAUGUCACACUGAGCUCCAUCAAGGAAACCAGUGACUCGCACCAGCCGAGCUGUGCCGAUGACCCUGAGGCGGGGAGGAGCCCGAGGCGCCUGGGACCUCUACGUAACUUCUUCUCGAGGAAUUUGCUUGCUAGAAAACAAAAUGCAAGACUUGACAAACAAAAUGACUUGGGAUGGAAGUUAUUUGGAAAAGUACCAGUCCGAGAGAAUGCUCAGAGAGAGUCAAAGAAAAUACACAAGGAAUAUGAAGACAAGGCUGGAAGACCUAGCCGGCCACCUUCGCCAAAGCAGAAUGUGAGGAGAAAUCUUGAUUUUGAGCCACUUUCCACCACUGCCCUCAUCCUUGAAGACAGACCAGCCAACCUCCCUGCGAAGCCGGCCGACGAGGCGCAGAAGCACAGGCAGCAGUAUGAAGAGAUGGUGGUGCAGGCCAAGAAGCGAGAGCUCAAGGAAGCCCAGCGGAGGAAAAAGCAGCUGGAGGAGAGGUGCCGAGUGGAAGAGAGCAUCGGGAAUGCCGUCCUCACCUGGAAUAACGAGAUACUGCCUAACUGGGACACAAUGUGGUGCUCGCGGAAGGUUCGCGAUCUCUGGUGGCAGGGAAUCCCACCCAGCGUGAGGGGCAGAGUCUGGAGCUUAGCCAUCGGCAAUGAGCUGAACAUCACUCAUGAGCUCUUCGACAUCUGCCUUGCCCGGGCCAAGGAGCGGUGGCGAUCCCUCAGCACGGCGGGCGUGGAGGUGGAGAGCGAAGAUGCUGGGUUUUCAGCAGCAGACAGAGAGGCCAGCCUGGAGCUUAUUAAGCUGGACAUUUCCAGAACAUUUCCUAAUCUCUGCAUUUUCCAGCAAGGCGGUCCGUACCAUGACAUGUUGCACAGUAUUUUGGGCGCUUAUACUUGUUACCGGCCGGAUGUGGGUUAUGUUCAGGGCAUGUCCUUCAUAGCCGCAGUGCUGAUCCUAAACCUAGAUACUGCAGAUGCCUUUAUUGCUUUUUCUAAUCUCUUGAAUAAACCCUGUCAGAUGGCGUUCUUCCGAGUGGACCACAGCCUUAUGCUGACCUACUUUGCUGCAUUCGACGUAUUCUUUGAAGAGAAUUUGCCGAAAUUAUUUGCUCAUUUCAAGAAAAACAACUUGACUCCAGACAUCUACCUAAUUGAUUGGAUCUUCACCUUGUACAGCAAGUCCCUGCCCCUGGACCUGGCCUGCCGCAUCUGGGACGUGUUCUGCCGGGACGGGGAGGAAUUCCUCUUCCGCACAGCCCUGGGCAUCCUGAAGCUGUUUGAGGACAUCUUGACCAGGAUGGACUUCAUCCACAUUGCCCAGUUCCUGACGCGACUGCCCGAGGACCUGCCGUCAGACGAGGUGUUCGUGGCCAUCGCCACUGUCCAGAUGCAGAGUCGGAACAAGAAGUGGGCGCAGGUGCUGGCCGCGCUGCAGAAGGACUGCCGGGACCUGGAGAAGGGGAGCCCCUCGCUGAGGCGCUGAGGCCCCUGGCGCACUCGCUUGCCCCAAGCAGAUCACAUGUACCUCUGGACUGAGCCCUGGCUGCAGAGGGGUACAGGCCCUUGUCACGUGGGUCCUGACACUAGAGUUGGCCUUCAACACAGCACAGGAGAGCUCUGAGGAGGGAAACCCAGGUUCGGCCUUGAGCAGCCCAGCGGACCGUGCCCUGGCCUCGGCUGCGGCCAGCGCGGUGCUCUCCGCCCAGUCAGGCGGGUCGAUGGCUGAGUGUCCCUCCCCUUCAUUCCACGCAGUUAAUUAAAUGGUGAUGCUGUGAUGGCAGCUAUUGAAAAGCACGUUACAGUUCUUCUUAGCCGGGGUGCAUGAGGACGUUACCUCCAGGGCCUCUGAGGUGUUGCUGGCCCAGUAAGAAAGGUGUUGUUGGCGCAGGAUUUGAGAUAAUCUUUCCAGAGCUGGAGGUCACUCUCAAAAAUCCACAUACCAAAGACCGUGUGACCAGAAGGCUUGUGGGCGGCUGCUGGUGGGGCCAUCUGUGCUUGCGUGGCCUUGGCCUCACUGAGGGGAGCCAGGGUGGGGCCUGUGUGCAGAGAAGGCCGCAGGAAGAAUGCAGGGCGGGUGGGGUGGGGCGGCCUCCCCGAGGAGAGCGAGGCCUGCUUGAAGACACUCUGCCUGCUCCGGCAGCGCACCCUCCAGCGUUGUCCCCUGAGCGGCUGGGUCCAUCCCAUGGCCCCUGCUUACCUCUUCAUCUGGCUUGAAGAGAUGCGCCUCUCAAGCUGUGGUCAGGACGCAGGACCGGGCGUGCUGAGCAGCCCAGGGCAUCCUGGCGAGUUCUCGGGACCAUCAGCCCUUGCUUACUCUGAUUUCAUGGGCAAGUUUCUGUGCUCCAGCUUUUCCUUGAGUAUUCUGAGAACUCUGUACAGAAAUUUGAUUAUCCAGAUACACAGAAAUGAAGUUUCCAUGCGCUAGUCCAAGGACAGGACAUGCCAGCAUCUGCGGGACAUCCCGGGUGGUCACCCCUACUCGGCAUUGCUGCAGAGGGUGUAAGAGGCCCAGGUCGGGCUUGGGCCGUCUUUUUGCAAGUGCCUGUGUGGUCGCUCACCACAGCUCUUCUCAGCCAUAUCUCCAGCCCGGGGAGACCCCUCCUGGUGAAGGUGCGGCAUGUGGCCCAGCAGACCCUCCUGGUAGGUGGUGCAGGUGGCUUCGACUCCCCACACCCGGGGCCCCUCUCCUGGGCCCUCCUUUCCCUGCAUCACUGAGUUUCCCAGGAGGCUGCUGAGUGUCACAGUCCCAUUUCCGCCUCAGCCCCGCCCUUCUAUCAGGUGUUGUCAAGGCCUGGGGGGCUACAGGAGGUGGGCUGCCCAGCCUCAUGCUGUACCUGCUCCCAGGUGUGCCGAGCUGGCUGCAUCUUGCGUCCUGCCCCACCUGUGGGAGAUGUGUAUAUUUUCUUACUGUACAGAACCAUGUUCCUGAGCCGUACAGAAGGUGGCCCGGCGCUGGCUCAGGCAGCCCAUUCCCGUGUGACACCCCCAGUGUGUUUCCUGUGCCUGACCUGAGUCUGGUGUGCACUGCACUUCACCCAGGCCUCCCUGCCAGCCUGGAGCACUGACCACAUCUUUAGUCCACACCAGGCUUUGUGGCCUGUUCAGGGACCACAGGGGUCACAUGCGUCCUGUGCACGGUGGUGCUGGGCCAGUGGCGGCCUGUGGUCCCUGUCCUGACUGUGCAGGCUAACUGGGACCGGACGCAGAGGCACUUCUCUGCCAAGCCCGAGUCCACACGCUCCCUGGCAGGGUGAUGCUUGGGCUUUGGGUCUCUGUGGUGUCCAGGAGCAGUGUCCACCUCGAAGGUACUUUGUAAAUGCUCGGUUUUUGACUUUUAAAUAGUUUGCUGGUAGAAAACUCCUGGAAGCUCUUCCUACAUACUGUGUUUUAAUUGCUUGUACAGUAACCUUUAAGCUUAUUUAGUAAAGUGUAUCAAAGUAGGACUUUUUGAAUUGUAAAUAUGUGGUUUUAAAUAAAAAUCAUGUAAAUUGUUA
This is a messenger RNA of Octodon degus (degu), 4614 nucleotides long. RefSeq names its product TBC1 domain family member 14 (gene Tbc1d14). The coding region runs from base 318 to 2603 and encodes 761 amino acids. The record is from RefSeq and is a predicted model, not a curated record. The transcript has 14 exons. NCBI's taxonomy places the organism in Eukaryota, Metazoa, Chordata, Mammalia, Rodentia, Octodontidae.